Oppia nitens is the source of this 879-nucleotide messenger RNA. RefSeq names its product iron-sulfur protein NUBPL-like (gene Nubpl). The annotation marks the transcript as partial. The transcript has 4 exons. Gene Ontology annotation, molecular function: ATP binding; 4 iron, 4 sulfur cluster binding; ATP-dependent FeS chaperone activity. Lineage: Eukaryota; Metazoa; Arthropoda; Arachnida; Sarcoptiformes; Oppiidae. Gene Ontology annotation, biological process: mitochondrial respiratory chain complex I assembly; iron-sulfur cluster assembly. Gene Ontology annotation, cellular component: mitochondrion. The record is from RefSeq and is a predicted model, not a curated record.
AACAACACAUGACUUGUGUUUCAUUGAAAUGUAAACAAAAUAUUUUUAAAAAUGUUUUGUCAAAGAAUUGUUAAGUUGAAGACAUCACCACAACAUUUGUUGAGACAAAUGAGUACAAAGUUAGGUAUCGCUGGCGUCAAGAAUGUGGUCCUCAUCUCAUCGGCCAAAGGAGGCGUCGGUAAGAGUGCGACAACUGUUGCAUUGGGAACAGCUCUCAAACAUAUUGAUCCGAGUCUUCAAAUUGGUAUUCUUGACGCCGAUGUAUUUGGUCCGUCCAUUCCAAGAAUGAUGGCUUUGAAAGGACAACCAGAGGUCACUAAACAAAAAUUGAUGAAACCAUUGACUAAUUUUGGUAUUAAAUGUAUUUCAAUGGGUUUUCUUGUUGAAGAAGAGUCAGCAAUGGUUUGGAGGGGUCUAAUGGUUAUGUCUGCCAUUCAGAAACUUUUGUUUGGUGUUCAAUGGGGACCAUUAGACUAUCUUUUAAUAGACAUGCCUCCCGGCACGGGUGACACACAACUAUCAAUAGCGCAAAGUAUACCUAUAAAUGGCGCUAUAGUUGUGACCACACCUCAAGACAUUGCACUUAUGGACGCCCGAAGAGGUGUAACAAUGUUUACUAAAACAAAUGUUCCCGUUUUGGGUAUUAUCCAAAAUAUGAGUGUAUUUGUAUGUGAAAAUUGUGGACAUGAAUCUCAUAUAUUUGGAGACAAUGGCGCUAAGAGUUUAGCCAAUGAGUUAAAUGUUGAACUUUUAGGUGAUAUUCCUCUGGAUGUGAAUAUUAGAAAGUGUUGUGAUAGCGGACAACCAUUUGUUUUAAUGUAUCCAAAGAGUAAGUGCACUGAAGUUUAUUUACAAUUAGGUCAUAAAAUUAUUAAUAAA